This is a messenger RNA of Pisolithus orientalis, 2177 nucleotides long. RefSeq lists its product as uncharacterized. The transcript is spliced from 7 exons. Lineage: Eukaryota; Fungi; Basidiomycota; Agaricomycetes; Boletales; Pisolithaceae. Bases 330 to 2045 code for a protein of 571 amino acids. The record is from RefSeq and is a predicted model, not a curated record.
UCUGUGAAUAAGACAAGUGGCGAUAUUCCCCAAGAAGAUGGACGCCAAUCCCUUCCAAUCCGACACCAACAGCUAUUUCUAAACAUGGACCUGCUGCUCCACAAGGACGUCCAACGUCGUCAUCCACGUUAAUACCACCGACGGCUGGAAAACUUAAGCAGACUUCUUUAAAUACGUUUAUAAGACCAAAAUCGGCUGCUACCACUUCUACGACAGCUACGACAGCAUCUGGACCUGCCCAUGUAUCGAAUUCCACAGUGGCGGCUGCCGGCCCAUCCAAACUCGCGCCUCUACCCUCUCCGUCCAAGAUUCCUCUUCCUGUGUCUCCGAUGAAACAUACGCCUGGGAAGGCGAAAGGACGCGCAUUCACUUCAACAAUAUCAGAUUCUAAUAUAUUCGCUGGAACAUCGCGAGGGGCGGCCCUCUCGACACUUUCACACGCGCUGGAGAAACUCGGCGUGCCACCGCCUGGCCGGCCCAGCACGAGUUUGGGUUUCACAAGGCUAGAUAGUGCAAACGAUGACGGCGGCGACGGAGUUUCGGACGUCACCCAAAAUGGAGGGAAAAACAAGGCCUCUAAUGAGGGAACGGUCAAGGGUAAAGGCAGAGCAAAUGAUGAUAUGUGCUUACCCGGUGCUACGUCAACUUCAAUGGCCGCGAGCGGAAUCAAAAGGGCUGGCUUCGCCCGCCCAACUGCAUCAUCGUUGAAGCGCUCAGUGACGCUAUCAGGACUGGCGACGAGGACUGGUGCUGGAGGGUCGUCUAUUUUUCCGGGAGUACGGAGCCGUGACGCCGGGAGUGGAGCGGGUGCUAGACAUGGGAGAAGCACGAGUGGAAUGUUUGGUAGAACUGGUGAACGUGCGAGUAAGAACCCAAGUCUACCGACUGUGGCAGGCAGCCCCGUGAAAGGGUCUAACCCGAACGGAGAGGAGUCAGGGAUACCCACGGGAGGAAAGGAAGGAGGGAGGCAAGAAGACGAUGACAAACAGGCUGACGCUGUCGAGUCGUGGGACGAACGGGGAGGUGGAGCUGGGUUAGACGAGGGAGUGCAAAUACUCGACCCCUCGAUUGAUAUGACCAAUGCGAGCCUUCAGAACUUCAGGGCUGACGGUGGACCUCCAAUAACGUCGCCAUCUUCCUCAGUAGACAAGGGCAAACAGCGUACAUCACUGGCAUCGUCGUCGCUUGCUCUAAACCCCGCGUCCGCAGCGUUGCAUGCACUCUCUGAAAGUCUCUCGUCACUGCCACAAACACCGCCAGCCACGAAACCGAGGGUAAUUGGAACUAGACGAGGACUCAGGAGUGCAAGUAUGGCAGGCAAUAAGACGAGCCCCGGAUGCGGUGGUCCCGGAAGUGUCCCCUCUAAUUCGAAUGUUGUGGAUGCAAACGAGACAAAGGAUGCUGGAUUCAGUGGCAGCAUCAUGUCUGAGAACGCCGGCGGAAUAAAUGGAUCCGGGGGUGCCAAAAAGUCUUCUCUAAAAGUCCUCAAGAAAUGUGCCAUUUUUGUGGAUGUGCGUACGGACCAGGGGGAUGACGCAGGAAGUUUGUUCGUUGACAUGCUACGUGGUUUAGGAGCGAAGAUAAUGGGAAGAGUCUGCCAGAGUUGUACGCAUAUUGUAUACAAGAAUGGAUUGCCAAAUACGUUGGCGCGAUAUCGUCUCCUUAAUGAUCCAAAACCAUUUGUGGUUGGCAUCGCAUGGGUGGUCGAGUGCGUCGAACAGCGCGCGAGGAUGGACGAGGAGAAGUAUAAAGUCGAUGUUGAUCUUAUCGACGUUGCAGGUGGAAAUACCAAGCGCCGGCGAUCCAUGCUUCCCAGGCACUUGAUACCACUUUCGCCUGCGAACGUAGACUCCUUUUCGCUUCCUGCGAAUAUGUCUUCCGAAGGGGACGAAGAGGAUGUUGAGACGGGGGAUAUGAAUGAGUCACCCUCACGGGAUGCAGACACCAGUAUAAGGUCGAAGGACGGGGAUGAUCUACCACCGCUUGAACGAGCUCGACGCAGGCGGAGUGUUUUGCCUGGCGGACAGACUAGACUCUUUGCAUAGGUAAUUUACUGGCAUGAACCCGAGAUCUAAUGAUAUACUGCUGUAGUUGUAGCGAAUCUUUCGUCUUCUGUUUUGCCUUACAGUAAACGUUCUUGAAUACGAACUUGCGUAUCUAUCGGAUUUAACCGAGAC